Messenger RNA from Cydia amplana, 1939 nucleotides. It is a transcript of the gene GCC88, whose product is annotated as GRIP and coiled-coil domain-containing protein 1. The transcript has 13 exons. Gene Ontology annotation, cellular component: Golgi apparatus. Lineage: Eukaryota; Metazoa; Arthropoda; Insecta; Lepidoptera; Tortricidae. Bases 89 to 1939 code for a protein of 616 amino acids. The record is from RefSeq and is a predicted model, not a curated record.
UAGAGAUUAAGAAGUUAACCUAGAAGGGAGAAGUUAGUACCGCUCGCUAAGUUUCCGUUUAGGUUGUUCAUGACUUGAGUGAGUAAUCAUGGAGUCUCUGUCGAAACAGGAGUUGAUUUCAACGAUUACGAAGCAAGCAGACCAAAUUAAGCGCUAUGAGUCCAGACUUAGAGAUGUUGUGGCAGCAUAUAAAGGGUUGGCUAAAGAGAAGGAAGCACUGGAGACCAGUCUCAAGGCUUUAAACAAAACAGAAAAUGCAGCAGAAGGAGUUACAGAUGAUUCAGUGGCCGCCCUGACUGAGUCCUUGUCCACGCUGGCUGCGGAGAAGUCCCGGAUGGAGGAAGCAUUCCAAGGUGACAAGAAAGUCACAAGGGAAAAGUAUGAAAACAUGUUGUCUGCAAUGCGAGAGGAAACCAAAGCGAUGAUACAGCAACAUCAGGUUGAAGUCAACAAUCUAAAGGCUAAGAUAGCCUACGAGAUACAAGAGCGAGAGAAUGAGAGGGCAGAUCAUGCAGCCAUGUUGAAGGAACUUCACUUGAAACUAAAUUCGGAAAGGAAAACAAAGGAAAAGUUGGAAGACAAAGUUGGACAGUCAACGGAGGCUCAAUCGUCCCAAGCGGAGCUAGAAAAGCGUGUGCGCGACCUGAGCAGCUCUCUAGAGGCUGCACAACGACGCUUACAACGCGCAGAGGCCCGCACCGUCGAGACUCCGGCUUUACUCGUGCGGCUGCAGAAUAAGUUGGCGUUGGUCGAGCAGAGCCACUCCGUCGCCAUCAGAGAGGAGCAAAUAAAAGUGAAACGCGCCGAAGAAUCGGCCCGCAAGAUCUGCGCUCGCCAAGAAGAACGAGUCGCCCUUCUAGAAGGAAGGGUGGCAGAACUGUCGGCCACCGUCGGAGAGUAUGAUGUCAGGAGGCGGAGGGACCAGCGGCUCAUCCAGUCACUCCAGGAUGCCAUGAACGGCAGGCUGGCGGACAUCAGCGUGCAGCAGGAACCUCAACAAAAGAGCGAGACGGACAACGAAAAACUAGCAGACAGCGAAUACCUCCAAACGCUAAUAGACAAAAUACACAUCCUAAAAAAGGAACUCAUCUCCGAAAACGAAAAACUCGGGAGCCCGAUCGACUUGACCGGCAUCUUCAAAAUGGCCGCCUACGAAAACGUUCACACCAAGUGUAUUGAUCAAUAUGAGAAUUUGAAAAUGGAAUUCGAGAAGUACAAAGCGGAGAAUGUAAAGAAGGAGGAGGCGGAUGUGAAGAGCGAGAUGGAGAGGUUGAAGAGCGAGAGGGCGUUACUGAAGGAGAAAUUGGAGACUUACGGCAUGAUGCUGGAGGACGAGCGGCAGGACAAGGCGGAGGCCGUUAAAGCUGGUGAAGAGAAAUUAAAGUCUCAACAAGACUACCACAAAGAGAUAGUGUCAGACCUGCGCGCGCGCAUCCAGAGCCUCGAGAAACAAGUGGUCACCCAGCGAGACCGAUACGCCGCCCUACUGGACGAAACCGACCAAUACAUACGAGCCAAGAACGAUAGGUCGAGGAAAGUCAGCGUCGAGAACUAUAAGGAAGGACACGGCUUGCUUACUGACGUGACGGCGCCGCCGCACAUGCUGCACUACGCGCACGAGCUGGCGAGGAAGGACCUGGACAUCUCGCAGCUGCGCAAGGAGAAACACAUACUCGAGGGACAGUUCCGAGAUCACCAGCGUGACGCGACCAUAGAGAAGGAGCGAUUCAAAGAAGUCAUCAGAACACUCAAGGAAGAAAUAGACAGGCUGCGAAGAAGCCAGUCCCGCGAAGGCGCCAACCUGGAAUACCUGAAGAACGUGGUGAUGGCGUACCUGCUGUCCACGGACUACGCCGGGCGGCGGCACAUGCUCAACGCCAUCGCUGCCGUGCUACACUUCACCACCCGAGAGAAGGACACGGUCAUAUCUACAUUAUAA